Messenger RNA from Plasmodium vivax (malaria parasite P. vivax), 1253 nucleotides. Its product is annotated as hemolysin, putative. NCBI's taxonomy places the organism in Eukaryota, Apicomplexa, Aconoidasida, Haemosporida, Plasmodiidae. The transcript has a single exon. The coding region runs from base 320 to 1114 and encodes 264 amino acids. The record is from RefSeq and is a predicted model, not a curated record. Gene Ontology annotation, cellular component: membrane.
GAAAUUAAUGUAGCAAAAAAAAAAAAAAGAUUAAAAAAAACAAAAAAAAACGAACUUACUGAUAUAUGACAAAAUAGGAGUCGUUUUCUCUAUUGGGUGGACAGCGGCAAAGAAAGAAGCUACACGCAAAAAAAAAAAAAAAGUGUAAAUAUAAGUGUCAGCACAAAGGCGAACGCAGAGGUUAACGAAAAGGUCACCACAAAGGUGAAUGAAAAAGUCACCGCGCAGGUCAGCGGAGGAAUACGCGCGACAUAUACGCUUAUACCCCGCGCGCACAACCCAAACUUAACCCCACUUGGUACGAAGAGGAAAAAACAAAAUGGGGGUGACAAGCAACUGUUUAGCUGUAAACUCGUGUAGAAGGGCCCUAAAUUAUUUGAAAGAGAAGUGCCAAAAUAUAGACAUCUUCAAUGUGACUGGAACGACAAGCAUAAAUGAUGAGACAAUAAGGGAAUUUAUAAAAUCGAGCUUUUUAUCCCCAAAUGACCAACAGAUAGUAGAAAUGUUUAAUGAAAAAAAAAUAAAUAAAAUUAUGUUAAUUAAUUAUAUGGAGAGGAAAGUAAAAACAGUACUUCAAGGAAAAAUCCAUUUAUUGUUGGUACUUGCUUCCCCCAUUUGGAUUACCUACAUGUUACACAUAUCGAAAACGUUAUGGGCAAAGAUUUUUACCUCCAUUGCAGCUUUAUGUAUGUUUUUUAAUUUUUUUGCUUCCUUCCUACUUCACAAUUUUGAAUGGAAACCGGAGUUAUUUUUCUUGAUUGAGAAGAUAGAUCACAUGGGUAUUUUCUUAAUGAUCAGUGGAUCCUGUUUACCAGUCCCAGCUCUCCUAUUUAACAAGCUAAAAUUUUUAUAUUACAUUAUUCUACAAGGGUUGGCCUCUCUCUUUGGGUGCUUAGUCAUCUGCUUCAGCUGCUUCAGUACGGGCAAUAGGAUUACGCGGGCCUGCACUUAUGUCAUAGCUGGGUUUUUGCACGCCCUGUUUUUGAAGGACUAUUUAAUGGGCCUCGUCCCCAAGGAGAUCAUGUUUUUCAUUUUUCUGGCUGCGCUCUACUGCGUGGGGGCCGUCAUCUACUCCAUGAAGAAGCCCAACAUCAUUAAGGGUAGCGGCACAUGAGCUCUCCUGCCGUCUUCCCCAAUGCGUCUCAACAUGGGCAUGUCAACAUAUGCACUAUAAAAUAUGCACUUCUGCUGCGUUCCCAAAUGUAUGUCAACAUGUGCACUAUAAAAUAUGCACUUCUCCUCCCCCCCCCUCC